Rhinocladiella mackenziei CBS 650.93 is the source of this 987-nucleotide messenger RNA. RefSeq lists its product as uncharacterized. The transcript has a single exon. NCBI's taxonomy places the organism in Eukaryota, Fungi, Ascomycota, Eurotiomycetes, Chaetothyriales, Herpotrichiellaceae. The record is from RefSeq and is a predicted model, not a curated record. Bases 1 to 987 code for a protein of 328 amino acids.
AUGAAGUCAACACUUGUUCUUGCUCUUGCUACCCUUGCUGUCGCAGCUCCAGGUGGAGGAUACGGCGGUCAAGGUGGCCAAGGCGGAUCAGGAGGUCAGGGCGGAUGGGGUGGCCAGGGACAAGGUAGUCAUGGUGGAAGCUGGGAAGACUGGUCUGGUGAAGGCGGAAAUGGUCAGUGGACUUCUUGUGAAGAAACAACAACAAUUCCCGCCCCACCUAUCCCCAUCACUACUACAACUACUACCCCUAUCCCUACAACUACCCACGUCUGGCAAGAUUGGACUUCUUCAACGACAACUACCACUACCACUACCACCACUACUCCUUCCAUCAGCCCUACCCAAGAAACAACCCACUGGGUAGACUGGACAACUACUAACAUCGUUUCUCCUGCUCCAGCCCCAACAACGGAAACCUCUCACUGGGCUGAUUGGACUUCAUCUGUCGCUCCUGCCCCUAUUCCAACGACCGAGACUUCGAAAUGGGUCGACUGGACCUCUUCUGCCCCAAUCUCUCCUGUUCCUAUUGAAACUUCUCACUGGGUUGACUGGACUUCAUCUGCUCCAGUGUCUCCUGUCCCAACUGAAACCUCGAAAUGGGUCGACUGGACUUCCUCCGUUGCUCCAGCUCCCGUUCCAACCACCACAGAAUGGGCCGAUUGGAAUGAUUGGACCAGUUCUUCUGUUCCUGUCGCUCCUGUUCCAGGGACCAGCGUAUGGAACGACUGGACUUCAUCUGUGGCUCCUACUCCAAUUCCUGCCACUAGUGCAUGGAAUGACUGGUCUUCCUCCGCUCCAGCUCCUGUUGUUCCAACUACAACUCCCACCUCUGUUGCUCCAUCAUCAACUCUGGCUACCUCGACGCUCUCGACAACCCCAGCGGCUCCUGUGGUCAGCACCUUUACUGGUGCUGCUGCAGCUAUGCCUACUGGUGGAUUCAAGAUGGCCGGAGCUGCUGCCGCCGUCAUGGUCGCCGCCAUACUAUGA